This is a messenger RNA of Cannabis sativa, 630 nucleotides long. RefSeq lists its product as uncharacterized. Gene Ontology annotation, biological process: proton motive force-driven ATP synthesis. The coding region runs from base 1 to 630 and encodes 209 amino acids. Lineage: Eukaryota; Viridiplantae; Streptophyta; Magnoliopsida; Rosales; Cannabaceae. The record is from RefSeq and is a predicted model, not a curated record. The transcript has 3 exons. Gene Ontology annotation, molecular function: proton transmembrane transporter activity.
AUGUCAAUUGAAUUAAUGUUAUUAGCUGUGAAUUUGAACUUUUUUGUAUUUUCCGUUUCUUUGGAUGAUAUGAUGGGUCAAUUAUUUGCUUUAUUGGUUCUAACGGUAGCAGCUGCGGAAUCUGCUAUUGGGUUAGCCAUUUUCGUUAUUACUUUCCGAGUCCGAGGGACUAUUGAUGUAGAAUUUAUUAAUAGCAUUCAAGGGUCAGGGCCUUUCGCGGCUAGAAAGAUGCUAUUUGCUGCUAUUCUAUCUAUUUGUGCAUUUAGUUCGAAGAAGAUCUCAAUCUAUAAUGAAGAAAUGAUAGUAGCUUGUUGUUUUAUAGGCUUUAUCAUAUUCAGUCGGAAGAGUUUAGGUGAUACUUUCAAGGUGACUCUCGACGGGAGAAUCCAGGCUAUUCAGGAAGAAUUGCAGCAAUUCCUCAAUCCUAACAAAGUAGUUCUUCUGGAAUCCAAUGAACAACAACGAUUACUUAGGAUCUGUUUGCGAAUUUGUGGCACCGUAGUAGAAUCAUUAACACCUUUAUUACCAGUAAAGGUGUUAUUUCUCGUCAUUGAACUUCUUGAGCAUGUUCGAGAACAUUGUGAGAAGGGGAAAGUGCGGCUGUCCGUUCACUUUCUGGAAAUGCCAUAA